Molecule: messenger RNA, 537 nt
Organism: Lottia gigantea (owl limpet)
Lineage: Eukaryota; Metazoa; Mollusca; Gastropoda; Lottiidae
Exons: 2
Coding region: 1-537 (178 amino acids)
Source: RefSeq, a predicted model, not a curated record
AUGAAACCAGAAACUUUAGUUAUGAAAAUAAUAGAAGCUAUGGAAACGAAUUCGCCGACUCUAAUAACUUACAACGGUAAAAAAGUGCAUAUAUCCCAAAAGAUUAUCGAUAAAUACAAACAUUGCAAAGUCAGAGACGAUAUAGACUUGGAAAGAAUUGAUGAGAAUUUAACUAAAAAAGGUGGAUUUUUACCUUUCUUACCUUUAAUCUUUGCUGGUUUAGCUGCAGCCGGUGCAACUGCUGGUGGAGCUGCUGGGAUAGCCAAAGCUGUCAACGAUAAGAAAGCUGAAGCCGCUGCAAACGCCGAAGCACGUAGACACAAUUUGGCAAUGGAAAGAGAAGCACGAGGAGGUUCGGGAGUAGGAGAUAUAUUAGGGACGAGUUUUACAAAUUCUUUUUCUUCUUCUGGUAGAAACGGUCUUCCACUUUCCGCUCUCGGAUAUUCACUGUCUAAAUCCGACAUGGCGGAAGCGUAUAAACCGUUAGCAUCAAAUGCCAUUAGUUUAGUACAUUAUAUUUUUUUAAGUCUCGAAUGA